AUGAAAGCCAAGUACUUGCAAGAACAAGAUGUUUUUAGUAAAUAUUUCGUAUUACCGAAUGUUCCAUAUCUACCUAAACCUCGAAAGAAGGGAAUUGUCAGGAUAUCAGGAGUAUGUGGAGUAAUCAGUCAUCUGAAAAUGUUUGAAGUACAGAAUGGUGUAAUUGUGCAGGGCACUGCAAUUGAAUGCGAGCUGAGAGCUGCAUUUGAAAAAUAUGGACAUAUAGUACAGAUACGUGUAUUUAAAAGAUACUCAUUUGUUGUAUUUGAAAAACAUGUAGAUAUAAGUUUAAUAUUUGGAAUGUAUCAUGGCAUCGGUGACAAACAAAUGUAUGUGGAUAAGAUAAAGCAGCAUGAUACAGGCUUUAUGCCUUUGAUGUAUAGAAACCGAGUCGAUUUAUGGCACAAUCAUAUAAAUAAAUUUGAAUGA
Molecule: messenger RNA, 429 nt
Organism: Ordospora colligata OC4
Lineage: Eukaryota; Fungi; Microsporidia; Ordosporidae
Product: RNP domain-containing protein
Exons: 1
Coding region: 1-429 (142 amino acids)
Molecular function (GO): RNA binding
Source: RefSeq, a predicted model, not a curated record